Messenger RNA from Callithrix jacchus (white-tufted-ear marmoset), 882 nucleotides. Its product is annotated as olfactory receptor 6C2-like. The record is from RefSeq and is a predicted model, not a curated record. Gene Ontology annotation, cellular component: membrane. Gene Ontology annotation, molecular function: G protein-coupled receptor activity; olfactory receptor activity. NCBI's taxonomy places the organism in Eukaryota, Metazoa, Chordata, Mammalia, Primates, Cebidae. Gene Ontology annotation, biological process: G protein-coupled receptor signaling pathway.
AUGAAAAAUUAUACAGCAAUAACAACAUUUAUCCUGGUGGGACUAACAGAUGACCCAAAUCUACAGGUUCUGCUUUUCGUCUUCUUAUUUCUAACCUAUUUGUUGAGUGUUCUUGGAAAUUUGACCAUCAUCACUCUCACCUUGGUGCACUCCUACCUUCAAACACCUAUGUAUUUUUUCCUCCGGAAUUUUUCCAUCUUGGAAGUCUCAUUUACAACUGUCGGCAUUCCCAGAUUUCUCUACACAAUGGCAUCUGGGGACAAUACCAUUACCUAUAAUGCAUGUGCCACUCAAUUAUUUUUUGUUGUUGUCCUGGGUGUGACUGAGUUUUUUCUCCUAACAGCCAUGUCCUAUGACCGUUAUGUAGCCAUCUGCAAACCCCUGCAUUACACGACCAUCAUGAACAAAAGAGUCUGCAUCAAGUUCCUUACUGGCUGUUACAUAAUUGCUCUAAUCAUUGUUAUCCCACCAUUUGGCAUGGGCUUUGAACUUGAAUUUUGUGAUUCCAAUGUCAUAGAUCACUUUGGCUGUGAUGCUGCCCCCAUCCUGAAGAUUACUUGCUCUGACACAGAGUUUAUAGAGCGAUUUGUAUUAAUCUUGGCAGUGUUGACACUCCUGUUUACCUUGGUGUGUGUGAUUAUGUCCUACAUUUACAUCAUCAGGACCAUUCUCAAAUUCCCUUCUGCCCAGCAAAGGAAAAAGGCUUUUUCCACUUGCUCUUCCCAUAUAAUUGUGGUUUCUAUCACUUACGGGAGCUGCAUCUUUAUCUAUAUUAAACCAUCUGCAAAAGAAGGGGUAGCUAUUAACAAGGUGGUGUCAGUGCUUACCAUUUUGGUUGCCCCAGUUAUGAAUCCCUUCAUUUACACGCUAAGGAAUAAGUAA